AUGGCUUGCGCGGACGAGACCCUGACGGCCGCUGCUGCCAUCAUCCAAAAUCUCGUCAGAGAAGCCCCUUCAUCCGGUUCUCCUUCGUUCGAAUUUAACUUCUCCCCACAAUCCACGAAUGGCGUCGACUCUCUUCCCAAAUUACCAGGCGAGCCUAGCUUAGCGAAGGUCAGGUUCGAAAAUGAGUUAGAGGCUUUGGUCCGUCGGAUUCAUCGAAUGGAGGUGCAGUCUCAACAAAAUCACACACAACAUGCCGAGCACACGCAACAUCUUCAUAAACGGAGAAAGUCUUCCAAAGAUACAGAACCUGAGAUUCUCGAUGAAAGCGAUGGAGCGGCAAGUGAUGAAGAUGAGGAAGAAGGAGCUACGACUCUGGUACGGGAAGAAGAUAUUAGCUACCUGCGAAAUUACGUCCAGAAACAAGCGGAGGAAAUAAGUUUUCAGAAGAACAUUAUAACCCAGGUCCGUGAAGAGCUACAAUUGCAGGAAGUGCAAACAAGACGGGCUCUCACCAAGGUCGAAAAUGAGGAUGUGGUUUUGCUGGAGCGAGAGCUGCGCAAGCAUCAGCAAGCGAACGAAGCCUUCCAGAAGGCCUUACGAGAAAUUGGGGGUAUCAUUACACAGGUUGCUAACGGUGACCUGUCAAUGAAAGUUCAAAUUCAUCCACUGGAAAUGGAUCCUGAAAUUGCCACAUUCAAGCGGACAAUCAACACUAUGAUGGACCAGCUUCAAGUUUUCGGUAGUGAGGUGUCCCGCGUCGCUCGUGAGGUCGGAACAGAAGGUAUUCUUGGUGGACAGGCUCAAAUCACUGGGGUCCAUGGUAUCUGGAAAGAGCUGACGGAGAAUGUCAACAUUAUGGCCAAGAAUUUGACGGAUCAAGUGCGUGAAAUCGCCGUAGUGACAACGGCUGUUGCACAUGGUGAUCUCAGCCAGAAGAUCGAAAGCCGGGCUCAGGGUGAAAUCCUCGAGCUACAACAAACGAUCAAUACCAUGGUGGACCAACUCCGGACCUUUGCUACAGAGGUGACUCGCGUCGCUCGUGAUGUCGGUACAGAAGGUGUUCUCGGCGGUCAAGCGCAGAUUGAAGGUGUCCAAGGCAUGUGGAAUGAACUUACGGUGAACGUGAACGCCAUGGCGAAUAAUUUGACGACACAAGUGCGCGAUAUUGCGACUGUUACCAAGGCCGUCGCUAAGGGUGACCUUACCCAGAAGGUGCAGGCUAACUGCAAAGGGGAGAUAGCGGAGCUCAAGAACAUCAUCAAUUCCAUGGUUGACCAACUUCGACAAUUCGCGCAGGAGGUUACCAAGAUUGCGAAGGAGGUCGGCACAGACGGUGUACUCGGUGGUCAAGCUACUGUAAAUGAUGUGGAAGGCACAUGGAAAGAUCUGACCGAAAACGUCAACCGCAUGGCCAACAACUUGACUACUCAAGUCAGGGAGAUUGCUGAUGUUACUACUGCCGUCGCAAAGGGAGAUCUCAGCAAGAAAGUCACCGCCAAUGUCCAGGGCGAAAUACUAGAUCUCAAAAGCACGAUCAACGGCAUGGUGGACCGACUAAAUACAUUUGCUUUCGAAGUUAGCAAAGUCGCCAGGGAGGUCGGAACCGAUGGUACGCUAGGUGGCCAAGCCAAGGUCGACAAUGUAGAAGGAAAAUGGAAAGAUCUCACCGAUAAUGUCAACACCAUGGCUCAGAACCUUACCUCCCAGGUCCGAAGUAUAUCCGAUGUCACACAAGCUAUUGCCAAGGGUGAUUUGAGCAAGAAGAUUGAAGUUCACGCCCAGGGAGAGAUUCUAACCCUCAAAGUCACCAUCAAUCACAUGGUGGAUCGUUUGGCGAAAUUUGCAACUGAAUUGAAGAAGGUUGCCCGCGAUGUCGGUGUUGAUGGCAAAAUGGGCGGCCAAGCUAACGUGGAGGGAAUUGCGGGGACGUGGAAGGAGAUCACGGAGGAUGUCAACACCAUGGCCGAAAAUCUUACGUCCCAGGUGCGAGCGUUUGGCGAGAUUACAGAUGCUGCAACGGACGGGGAUUUUACCAAGCUGAUCACAGUUAACGCUUCUGGUGAGAUGGACGAGCUGAAGCGCAAGAUCAACAAAAUGGUUUCGAACUUGCGGGAUAGUAUUCAACGAAACACGGCCGCCAGGGAAGCAGCCGAAUUGGCUAACCGUACCAAAUCCGAGUUUCUGGCAAACAUGAGUCACGAAAUCAGAACGCCUAUGAAUGGUAUUAUUGGCAUGACCCAGCUGACUUUGGACACCGACGACCUGAAACCGUACACGCGAGAGAUGUUGAAUGUCGUGCACAACCUCGCAAACAGUCUAUUGACAAUUAUUGACGACAUACUCGAUAUUUCAAAGAUCGAAGCGAACCGUAUGGUGAUUGAAAGCAUCCCCUUCACAGUCCGCGGUACUGUGUUCAACGCCCUGAAGACAUUAGCAGUCAAAGCGAACGAGAAGUUCCUGAGUCUGACAUAUCAAGUCGACAACACAGUCCCCGACUAUGUUAUUGGUGACCCUUUCCGUCUACGACAGAUUAUCCUUAACUUGGUCGGUAACGCGAUCAAGUUCACCGAGCAUGGUGAAGUCAAGCUCACGAUAUGCAAAUCUGACCGGGAGCAAUGUGCAGCCAAUGAAUAUGCUUUUGAAUUCUCCGUCUCAGAUACCGGUAUCGGAAUUGAGGAAGACAAACUUGAUUUGAUUUUUGAUACCUUCCAACAGGCAGAUGGAUCGACCACGCGGCGGUUUGGUGGAACAGGUCUCGGUCUUUCCAUCUCGAAACGCCUAGUCAAUCUGAUGGGCGGUGAUGUUUGGGUCACCUCCGAAUAUGGCCACGGGAGUACAUUCCACUUCACCUGCGUCGUGAAACUGGCCGACCAGUCACUGAAUGUGAUUGCCUCACAAAUCCUGCCUUACAAGAACCACCGUGUCCUCUUCAUAGACAAGGGAGAGAACGGGCCCGAAGCGGAGAACGUUCUGAAGAUGCUUAAAAAGCUGGACUUGGAACCGUUGGUCGUGCGUAAUGAGGAUCAUGUGCCGCCACCAGAGAUCCAAGAUCCUUCCGGCAAGGAGUCCGGUCAUGCCUACGAUGUAAUAAUCGUGGAUUCUGUGAACACAGCCCGAAUGCUUCGGACGUACGAUGACUUUAAAUACGUCCCCAUCGUGCUGGUUUGUCCACUGGUCUGCGUUAGCUUGAAGUCGGCCCUGGAUCUCGGAAUCAGUUCCUACAUGACGACACCAUGCGAGCCGAUUGAUCUGGGCAAUGGCAUGUUACCUGCGCUCGAGGGGCGCUCCACACCCAUAACUACCGACCACUCGCGCUCUUUCGACAUUCUUUUAGCUGAGGACAACGACGUUAAUCAGAAAUUGGCCGUGAAGAUCCUUGAGAAACACAACCACAACGUAUCGGUGGUUGGCAACGGCCUCGAAGCCGUCGAAGCCGUUAAACAGCGCCGCUACGAUGUCAUACUGAUGGACGUCCAAAUGCCGGUUAUGGGUGGGUUCGAAGCCACUGGCAAGAUCCGCGAAUACGAACGAGACAGCGGUCUGAGCAGAACACCCAUUAUCGCUCUUACAGCCCACGCCAUGUUGGGUGACCGCGAGAAGUGUAUACAAGCACAGAUGGACGAGUACUUAUCCAAGCCACUGAAGCAAAAUCAGAUGAUGCAAACCAUCCUGAAAUGCGCUACGCUAGGUGGGUCUCUUCUGGAAAAGAGCAAGGAGUCCCGCAUUUCGAGCAGUGGUGAGAUGCACCACGUCCAUACGGGUCCGGACGGCAAGUCGCAACGCCCGGGAAUGGAAGGCCGAUCGAUCACCUCGUCGAGCGCCACCAGCCGCACGCUCGCUAGCACGAGUGCCGAGCGAACCGAGCAGCUCUCCAUAGAUAGGGUAAGACCAUGA
Messenger RNA from Aspergillus nidulans FGSC A4, 3894 nucleotides. It is a transcript of the gene tcsC, whose product is annotated as protein nikA. The coding region runs from base 1 to 3894 and encodes 1297 amino acids. NCBI's taxonomy places the organism in Eukaryota, Fungi, Ascomycota, Eurotiomycetes, Eurotiales, Aspergillaceae. The transcript has 2 exons. The record is from RefSeq and is a predicted model, not a curated record.